AUGGAGCCCGCGGCGAUGGACCGCAUCGCCACCCGCCUCUCCGCCGUCGAGGGCCUCUACUUCCCGUCCUCCUUUCUCGGCACGUCCCCCACCGGCACAGGCACCGGGGCCGCACCCCCUCCCCCUUCCCCUCCCUCCCCGCCGCGGCGCAGGGCGGAGCUCCGCUCCCUCCUCGGCCGCGACGCGCCGCUCUUCCUGGAGCGGUACGGCGCGGCGCUGUCCGCCGACGAGCUCGCCGCCUUCGACGCGCUCAGCCCGGACUACGAGGUCGACUGGCACCUCCGCCGCCUGCGCGCCGCCGCCGCGGGGCUCCCCGCCCGCGUCGCGGGGGCCAUGGCGCGGCCCGGGGAGAGGUGGUCCGAGACGCUCAUGCGCCGCGCGGAGGAGGCGGUCAUCGUGGAGAAGAUCCGCGGGGAGCAGAUUAGGAGAGGGGUCGAUCCCAGCGAGUGGGUGGGUGGUGGCGCUGAGGAGACCAUGGAGGAGCAGGAAGAAGAGGAGGAGGAAGAGGAAGAGGAAGAAGAGGACGAGGAAGACGGGAUGAAGGAAAAGGGGAAAGAGGUCGAGAAGCCCAUUGCGACUGAGGUGGUUGCAAAUGAGGCUGCACCAAUGGAGUCCAACAAUGGGGGAGGCUCUGCUGCAACGACUUCCAACCAGACGUUAUCUUUUGAAGAAAUGCAGGAUCAGCUGGAGCAGUUCACAUAUGUCAUGCAACAAAAGUUCCUGUCCGGUGAAGACACUGAGCAUAUGGACUAUUCUCAGAUCGAUAAUGAUGAGAUGCUUGAUGAUCAUUGGUCCAGAGAAGCCAACUAUGAUGCAGAGGAAAAGUAUUUCGAAGAAGAUUAG
Messenger RNA from Miscanthus lutarioriparius, 843 nucleotides. NCBI's taxonomy places the organism in Eukaryota, Viridiplantae, Streptophyta, Magnoliopsida, Poales, Poaceae. The record is from the annotation of a GenBank genome assembly.